CAUGCGCGAUUGGGAGUAGAAUCUGACAUCACAGGACUGGGGGAAGGACCAGGAAGGACUUAACAAAAGAGCGUCGAUUUGAAAUGUUCUAUCUUUGUUAAUAGCGCAAAUCAUUCUAGACUGGUCUACGCACGAACUAUUGAAAUGUGAACAAAAUGGGAAUGGUAAGGGGGCCAAAAAAAGGAAAACCAAGACGAUUGUCUGUAAGGCGAAAAAUGUUACGUUUGCGCAACCGCCAGAAAGAACUGCGCCAAGGACGUCUAGCUAACUUGCAAUUAGAUAUGAAUCGAUUACCAAUGCAUGAAGCACUUAAGCCAUUAGCAUGGUUAAUGGGUACAUGGCAAACUGAAAGCACUGGAUUUGGUAAAUAUCCAACAAUUAAACCUUUUACAUACUGCGAAGAAAUUACUUUUGAAUCAGUUGGUCAACCAAUGUUAAAUUAUACUGCACGAAGUUGGCAUUCAGAAACAAAGAACCCAUUGCAUUUUGAAGUUGGUUUUUUGAGAAUAAUUCCUGAUACAAACAAAGUAUGCUUAAUGUUGUCACAUAAUUUUGGUGUAACAACCAUUGAAGAAGGAGUAGUUAAUGGCACACUUAUUAAGUUAAAAACUACCAGUAUUGAAAGGCCAACAGAAGGAGGAAAGCCAACUAUAGUAACAGAGCUGCAAAGAGAAUUCCAACUUCUUGGGGAUUCCUUACAACACAAAUUGUACAUGGCUACUUCAAAAACACCAGAACUACAGGAACAUUUGUGUGCAAAAUAUAUUAAGAAAUGUUAGUAGGUUUUAUAAAAUACAACAAACAAAGAUGAACAUUGUAGCUAAAUGGUUUCAUCCAUUUGCUGUAAAUAACAAAUUGAAUUUGAUCUAAAAUAAAGAGAUACUUUUUUAUAUGGAA
Molecule: messenger RNA, 897 nt
Organism: Hylaeus volcanicus
Lineage: Eukaryota; Metazoa; Arthropoda; Insecta; Hymenoptera; Colletidae
Product: peroxynitrite isomerase 2-like
Exons: 3
Coding region: 156-779 (207 amino acids)
Source: RefSeq, a predicted model, not a curated record